Molecule: messenger RNA, 3805 nt
Organism: Pezoporus flaviventris
Lineage: Eukaryota; Metazoa; Chordata; Aves; Psittaciformes; Psittacidae
Gene: PLCXD3
Product: phosphatidylinositol specific phospholipase C X domain containing 3
Exons: 3
Coding region: 99-1067 (322 amino acids)
Biological process (GO): lipid metabolic process
Cellular component (GO): synapse
Molecular function (GO): phosphoric diester hydrolase activity
Source: RefSeq, a predicted model, not a curated record
AACAGGAUUUAAUACUGGGACCGGGACUGAGUCCGGGUGGUUUGGAGCGGGCGGCGGAGACAGCAACAGCGGGAGAGAGGUGGGGGUACGGAGGUGGCAUGGCUUCGUCACAAGGCAAGUACGAUGUGAGGUUUUCCGACUGGAUGGCAGCUCUGCCCAGCAGCAUCCACCGCAUUUCACUCACCAACCUGGCCAUCCCUGGUUCUCAUGACUCAUUUAGCUUUUACAUCGAUGAAGCUUCUCCAGUUGGUCCUGAACAGCCAGAGACGGUCCAGAAUUUUGUAUCUGUUUUUGGGACUGUUGCUAAAAAGCUGAUGAGGAAGUGGCUGGCUACACAGACCAUGAACUUCACCAGCCAGCUGGGGGCAGGUAUACGGUAUUUUGAUCUUAGAAUUUCCACCAAGCCCAGAGAUCCAGACAAUGAGCUCUACUUUGCUCAUGGUUUAUUCAGUGCCAAAGUCAAGGAGGGUCUGGAAGAGAUCAAUGCGUUUCUUGCUGACCACCCAAAAGAAGUGGUCUUUCUGGAUUUCAAUCACUUCUACGGGAUGCAGAAAUACCAUCAUGAAAAGCUUGUCCAAAUGCUCAAAGACACAUAUGGAAACAAAAUGUGUCCUGCUAUAUUUGCCCAUGAAGUAAGUCUCCAGUACCUGUGGGAAAAGGAACACCAAGUCCUGGUGUUCUACCACAGUCCAGUGGCUCUUGAGGUAGCAUUUCUUUGGCCAGGCCAGAUGAUGCCAGCUCCCUGGGCAAACACAACAGAUCCUGAAAAGCUGAUUCAAUUCCUCCAGGCAUCAGUCACUGAAAGAAGAAAGAAAGGUUCCUUCUUUAUAUCUCAAGUAGUGUUGACACCAAAGGCUAGUACAGUGGUGAAAGGGGUUACUAGUGGUCUCAGAGAAACGAUCACAGAAAGGGCUCUUCCUGCAAUGAUGCACUGGGUCAGAACUCAGAGACCAGGAGAAAGUGGUGUGAAUAUUAUCACUGCAGAUUUUGUAGAACUCGGCGACUUUAUCAGCACAGUCAUAAAACUCAACUAUGUUUUGGAUGGAGGUGAAGAUGACACUACCUGAUAGUCCUAUAAUAUGUGUCUUGUUGCAUCAUUUAGAGUAAAAAAAAAGUAAAAAUAAAAGAUUGCAUUUUAAAAGAAUUGUCUUGUAAAACACUAAUCUUCCUAUGACACACUGAGGUGUUUAGGGCUUUAGUGGGUGGGCUUAGGGAAAAUGUUUUAACCAGUUGUGAUCAUUUUUUACAUUUGUUUCAUGUGAAGAGCAAAACUAAACACAUUUACAGUGUUUGAUAAAAGAAGGCCAUUUACAUGUUCUCCAUGAGGUACCAAAUGCGAUUUAUGUGUCUUCUAUGGUUACAAAUAGUGCCAAGAAAUUUGCUGCUUUUGGAGCAGUGGGAUGUAUAUUGCCCUCUGCCUGCUUACAGCAGGAUUCCCGAUGGUAUGAGCAUUGCACCGGGAGUUUGAGGGCAGUAUAUCUGGCCCACAAAUUUUAAGCCGCUACACUUCAUCUGUUAUGUUGGUUUAACUGGUUGUAUAUAUCGGUGAGUUACAGUAAAUGCCUUUGUGAAGUAAAUCCAAAGUCAUGCCUCAUGCACAAUCAAUGGACAGUUAACAUGAUAUAUUAUGUAGCUUGCAUAGGGCACAGACUAAAUCCUGCUUGCUUCUCAUUCUCAAAAUGGGAUUUUCCACUGUCUACCCCAGCUCAAGUGGGUAGAUAUGUGGUGCUGGUCUAAAUCUGUAUAGGAGCUGCCAGUGCAUAUUUUCCCUUGUUCUAGCAGGAGCAAAGUUAGGCCAGCUUGGAGCACCAUUUCGUCCCAGAAUUAAUCUUCUGUAAAAGCUUGAUCCAAUGUCCACUGAAUUUAAUAGGAAAAUUUCCUGUAUUUAGCAUGGACUGGGGAUAGGAUCAGCAAAUUGUGUGUACUGUAAGGUGGGCAGGAUUUUGUCCCAUAGUAGAAACCUGCUUUCUGCAGGACUAAAACUGCACUUAAAUAAUAAGUGCAGUCUAAGCUUUUCCUUGAGGCAGCUGCGAACAAAACUCUUCUCUGCUGAUUGCAAAAAAGAUCAGUGCCAGUUUCAUCAAUGAAAAAUUGCUGUACUAAAAAGUGUAGUAGUUCAGUUUCUAGCUAAUAAUAAUACUCUGUAGUCCUUAUAUUGUUCUGGGGAUAUAAUACUGCAUAACACAAGGUUGGAAGUCUACUGAAUGGCACUGUUCUGGCAGCAAAAUCACCGGUCAUGCAACUUUUAAUGAAACUUAUAUAAAACUCAAAUACAUGAAAAACUUAGUGAUGAAUAAAAUGAAAGAACUGCCACUGUAUUACACCUAACUGGAUACAGUGCAAUCAGUCAUAUCUCCUGAACAUAUCAAUGCCCAGGCACAUAACUUUGGAAAGCAAAACAUUUCAUUUGUGCAAAACAAUAGAUGCUUGAUAUCUUACAAGGAAAAUGUUCUUUGAAAUAUUGUAGGGCUUUCUGGGUUCCCAUUAAGGUCAAGUUUCUGUUGAUAUUACUCGAACUUUUGAUUGAGAGAGAAGAAAGAAUGGCAUCAUAUGGUCCUUUGCUACUUUCUGUCAGAUGACAAGGAAUACCACCUACCAUCACAGUUUAGAAAAUUAAAAGUGGUCUUAUUGAGCAGGUGGGUUACAGACAGAUUGCAGGGGUUCUCUUGGUUUUAGUUUGGGAAGCAGAAGAAAUGAACAGUUGCUGCUAUUUUGUAUUGAGAGUGUGCCUUGGAAAAAGUAUGUGUGUGUGUGUACUAUAAAGAAACAUUGAAGUGUAUGUAUAGUAUAAUGACACAAUAAUUAAAUGUAUGUAUAUGAUACAAAGACAUCUGUGCAUACAUUCAUAAUAAUAUUUUGGUUUCUGUACAGGGAUAAUAUAAAUUUGGUUGAAAUAAAACCUGUACAGCUGUUAUGAAGUUAUGCCAUCUCCUUCAGCAGCAGCUUUUUUUUCCUAUAUAGGUUAGGACUGUAUGAGGUGAAUCUUUUAUCCUAAAUUGAAUGACUCUUACAUCCAAUGUAGUGAUAUAAGACAGUGAAAUCUGUGAUCUAAACCAAUUGAGUGUUUUACAGCAUUAAAACUUUACCCAAACUGCCUCAAAAAUUUACCAAGAAUCACUGUCCAUCUUUGUAUUAAAAGAGGGGUAGGACUCUAGUGCUUUCACCCACAACUAAGCAAGAUACUAGGUGGGUUGAUGCACAUUGUAUCAGUCACCUUAGGCUGUUCAAGCAAAAUUUAUGUAACAGACACAAAAAAUGAAACAUGAGCAUAUGUUUUUUUUAACCCACCCUAUGUGGGCAUCCCACAUAGAAACAUGGAAGUAUUUGCUUAUUUAUUAGCUAUGUGGUGUGAAAGGCUCUCUUCAUUUUUCUGUUUGGCUGGAUUUGUUUGCUUCCAGACUCUUCCUGUCAUCCUUCAGCUGCUUAAGUAUAGUCAAAAGAGUUAAUAUCUUAACAUCCUUUUAAUAUAGUGAAGUAAUCUGGAUCUUUGGGUAGAGUGAAAUCUAGGCUUCUUUCUUUGGAUUCUGAUUGAAAUUCUCUUGCACCUGAGAGCAUCAAUAACAGCGAGUUCCUGCUGGGAACCCCAGCUCAAACUCACAUCAGACACGCUGAGCUUUAUGCUUACACAGAGGUGUGCUCGAAGCAAAUGUUCUGCUGUAUUUAAGAAAAGCGUGUGUGUGUGUGCCUGUAUAUAUGAAUAAUUAUAGAGAUAUCCUGAGCUUGUUAGCAUUGUUAUUAAAUGUUCGCUUAGCGUAAGUCUUAUUCUAAUUGUCAUAUGGGUGCUGGAAAUAAAAGCAUGGCAAAA